AUGUCAUCAAGUGAUAGAAGGAGAUAUCCAAAGUUAAAGAAGAAAGGGUUACCGGAACAUAAAGAAUUGGUAACACAAGAUGAUUGGUAUGAAGAAGCUGUGAAACUUGAAGAUGGAGCCGAAAGAUGGUUUCUUUCGGAUAUUAGGAAAACAUUAAAGGGGUAUUCAGAGGCCAUGGUUGCAUAUGAGAGAGCACUAAAUGCAGAAAAUUCAAAUGCAGAGGAUACUUAUAAUAUUCACUAUAACCAGACCAGACUAUUGUUGAAGAUUUAUACCGAUUAUGCCAAUGUCGAUGGCUAUAUUAAUUUACUUCAGUAUGUUAAUUUGGAUGGAUUAGAUCUAAGCUCAGUUAUAACAUCGAUAGAAACAAUCGUCACAAGGUUUGAAACAGUUUUACAGGCUUAUCCAGAAAAGGUCGGAUGGGACUUUCUAUUCAACACAUUGAUCUCAUACUACACCUUUAUUGAAUCAGAAAAUAAUACUUCUGGAUACGCUUUAAUUUCCACUCUGGAGCACUUCAUAUCCCAUUUUCACCAUCUCAUUAAUUUAGAAUUGGAGUUAUUGGAGAGUGAAGAAAGAAGCGAUAAUGUAGAUGAAGCAUUUGAGGAAGCGCAGUUCCAGCGUGAUAACCUAGCUGAACAAUCGAAAAUCAAUCUGAACACUGGGGGUGGCAUCAAGACCAGAGAAGAGGAAACGGCAAAAACUGAACUUGCUCUUUCCACAGAAGCAUUUGACAAAGAAGUAAUGACUGACUCCUUAGCCCUUGGUUAUAAACUGGUUUACGAGGUAAUGGCAACUAUAUGUCGAACAGAAAAUCUAAAAGAUGAGAUGCUUCUCAACAUAGCACAAAAGAAUUAUCUAACUGAGAUGUUAUCAAAAUUUGUGCCCCAACUAGAUGAAAUGGCUGCUAAUCUUGAAGCACAUCACCCACACAACUUUAGCGAAUUAGUAACUAUAAAAAAAUCUAUCGAAAGCUUGAAAUGGAUCUAUCAAAGAGAUCUCGAAUCAUUCUUGAAAUCUUUGGAUAAUAGUGACAAAGAAGGAUUAAUGAGCAAUGUAGAGCUUUUAGAGUUAGCAGUUGAAACCUUCCCCCCUGAAAAAAGCUGGGAAAUACGUACCCAUCUCUCCAAAACUCUAGCUAAUCUUCAAAAUAUUCUAGCGAAGGAACAAUCGGAUAUCAUUACAGGUAGAAUAAAAAACAAAGACAACGAGCUAAGCCCUAUAGUGUUCAAGCUUUGCGACAUCAUGAUCAACAGAUCUGACAACGAACUUUAUAGAUGUAUGAUCAAAAAAGCAGAACUUGACCAACAUGCAGAACCACAUACAAUAAAGGAGGGGCACCUAAAAACUAUAGAAAUACUCGAAAGAAACGCCACUACUCUACUAACAAAUGCUAAGGAUAUUGCCCAUAGAUCGUGUGGCUUCAGUGAAUAUAUUACUGACAAAUUAAAAAGAAACUAUAUAUUCGGCCAAGCAACCCUUCGCUUGCAAAUGCUUGAGUCCACAUCCACAGCCUUACCAGAAGACCUCGAAGAUCAUCCAUACUACCAAGCCUUACAUUCAGCCGUUAUACGCAUUUAA
Kluyveromyces marxianus DMKU3-1042 is the source of this 1581-nucleotide messenger RNA. RefSeq lists its product as uncharacterized. NCBI's taxonomy places the organism in Eukaryota, Fungi, Ascomycota, Saccharomycetes, Saccharomycetales, Saccharomycetaceae. The record is from RefSeq and is a predicted model, not a curated record. The transcript has a single exon. The coding region runs from base 1 to 1581 and encodes 526 amino acids.